Messenger RNA from Juglans microcarpa x Juglans regia, 1788 nucleotides. RefSeq names its product zinc finger CCCH domain-containing protein ZFN-like. The record is from RefSeq and is a predicted model, not a curated record. NCBI's taxonomy places the organism in Eukaryota, Viridiplantae, Streptophyta, Magnoliopsida, Fagales, Juglandaceae. Gene Ontology annotation, molecular function: metal ion binding; mRNA binding.
GUUGGUUUUUAUUCUCGUUUUUGUGGAGGAGAAGAGGACUCUCUCUCUCUCUCUCUCUCUCUCUCUCUCUAAAAACACUCUCCCUAUCCAGGUUGCGUCUUGUUGGGCUUUCUGAUUAGUUUUGAGUGAUCGGUUUCUUGGCGCUGGGGACGGGGAUAAGCUAGAGUGACAGGUCGUGGUGGUGAUUGGUUGCUUUUGGGGGGGCGGGGGGAAGGGGGAUGGGAUUUCCGGUGGGGAGUGAUAGAGUGACGGCGCUGUGGUGAUGGAGCCAUGGAAUUCGACGCCGGAAUUCCGAUGUCCCGAGCGGCGGCACCGGCGGUGGCCGUGACCGUGACCGAGGGAGCCUCGCUUUCGCCGUCCUCCUUGAACGAAGAUGCAAUGUGGCAAAUGAACUUGAUAUCAAGUGAAAUGAUGGACUCUGGGCUGUAUCCUGAGCGUCCUGGAGAACCAGAUUGUUCUUAUUACAUUAGAACAGGCCUCUGCAGAUUUGGGGCAACGUGUAGAUUUAAUCAUCCUCCUAACAGGAAGCUGGCUAUUGCUACUGCAAGGAUGAAGGGGGACUUUCCAGAACGAGUGGGACAACCAGAAUGUCAGUACUACCUGAAGACAGGAACUUGCAAGUUUGGGGCGACAUGUAAGUUUCAUCAUCCUAGAGACAAAGCUGGAGUUGCUGGAAGAGUUACCUUAAAUAUUUUAGGCUAUCCUCUUCGCCCGAACGAGACUCAGUGUUCCUACUAUUUAAGAACUGGACAAUGCAAGUUUGGAAGCACUUGUAAAUUCCACCACCCUCAACCAACAAAUAUGAUGGUUUCCUUGAGUGGUUCUCCUGUAUAUCCUACCAUGCAGUCUCCAACGACUCCUGGUCAGCAGUCCUACCCAGGAGGAAUUAGCAACUGGUCAAGAGCAUCUUUUAUUCCCAGUCCGCGCUGGCAAGGUCCUUCAAGUUAUGCACCUUUGCUUCUUCCUCAGGGAGUGGUGUCAGUUCCUGGGUGGAAUGCAUACAGUGGUGAGCUUGGAUCAGUUUCCUCUCCAGAGUCGCAGCAGCAAACGGUGGGAAAUAGUCAGAUUUAUGGAACCUCACGCCAGGGUGAAUCAGCUAAUGCUGGACCUCAGGGGACAUUUUCUCCACUUCGUUCAAGUUCUGUCCCUGCAGGGUUCUAUGCAUUGCAGGGAGAGAAUGUAUUUCCUGAGAGGCCUGGCCAGCCUGAAUGCCAGUUUUACAUGAAAACUGGUGAUUGUAAGUUUGGUGCAGUUUGUCGGUUCCAUCAUCCUCGGGACCGGCUAAUUCCUACUCCAGACUGUGUCUUGAGUCCCAUAGGCCUUCCUUUACGUCAGGGAGAGCCUCUAUGCAUCUUCUAUUCUCGUUACGGUAUCUGCAAAUUUGGUCCAAGUUGCAAGUUUGACCACCCAAUGGGGAUUUUCACGUACAAUCCCUCUGCAUCAUCUUCGGGUGACCCAGUCCGGCGUUUGCUGGGGUCAUCAUCUGGAACUGCUGCAUUAAAUUUGUCAUCAGAAGGACUUGUUCAAGCAGGCUCGGCAAAGCCCAGACGACUUUCAUUGUCGGAAACUAGACAGAUGCCUUCUGGUGAUGAUAAUAUUGACACAGAAGGCUGACACCAUGAGUCAUUUCCUUUUUACAACCUUUUGGAGUCUUAUGGAAGAGUUAUCUGUAAAUUCAUUUCCCAUUGCUGGAGAUGUACAGAGUUCAUGUCAAGCAAUUCUGUUCUUCUGAAAAUGUGUUUCAGUUGACAGACUUGACCCUCCUGAAUUUCUUGUCGCUGCAUUGUA